Molecule: messenger RNA, 525 nt
Organism: Strongylus vulgaris
Lineage: Eukaryota; Metazoa; Nematoda; Chromadorea; Rhabditida; Strongylidae
Source: the annotation of a GenBank genome assembly
GUCUAUGCGAUGAGUAUUGCUCUAGAAAAAGAGUAUGUCCGUUCGGUAUACUCACGUCUUGCUACAUAUCAGAAAAAGGAUCAUCGUCCAUCAUCUUUAAGAGUUUGGCCGAAAGUGCGCAAUUUCGUGGAGUCUCAAACAUAUGGCAGCGUCGUUAUUGAUGUCGGCUGUGGUGAGGCCAAGUACACUUCUUCUACGUCAUUAGUCCUUGGAAUUGAUACAUGUGCUGAUGCGCUUGUAGGAAGGCGUAGACGUAAGGCCGAACAUCUUGAUCUUCUGCUUGGUGACGCAUUGUCGCUUCCCUUUCGGGACAAUACCGCUGAUGCGAUACUGAACGUUUCUGUUUUACAUCAUAUAUCGACAGUAGAACGAAGAAGAGUAGCUUUAGAAGAGUGUGGCAGAUGUUUGCGACCAGGAGGACAAAUGUUGAUAUAUGUAUGGGCGUUUGAACAACCGAACGGUACAUUUCCUUCGCAAGAUCUUCUCGUACCUUGGAACCUCAACGAGAUACCUCUAAAUGGUUAG